AUGGCUUCUUCGCUUCCUAUCUAUUCGCUGCAGGAUGUCUCGCGGCAUAAUACCGCAAAGGACCUCUGGAUAGUAAUCGACAAGGAAGUUUACGAUGUCACCCAAUUUCAGGCAGAGCAUCCCGGUGGCGAGAGGAUCCUGCGAAAGGUCGCCGGAAAAGAUGCAACGGACAAAUUCCUCGAGUAUCAUGACGCCUCAAUCCUCGCCCGUUAUCGGGAGCGCUUACAAGUUGGAGUGUUGGUUGAGGGACCGGAGCCAAAGAAGGGAUUCCUCAGUAGAUUCUUUCGCUCAUGA
Molecule: messenger RNA, 294 nt
Organism: Aspergillus fischeri NRRL 181
Lineage: Eukaryota; Fungi; Ascomycota; Eurotiomycetes; Eurotiales; Aspergillaceae
Product: putative cytochrome b5
Exons: 2
Coding region: 1-294 (97 amino acids)
Biological process (GO): sterol biosynthetic process
Cellular component (GO): intracellular membrane-bounded organelle; endoplasmic reticulum membrane
Molecular function (GO): heme binding
Source: RefSeq, a predicted model, not a curated record